Messenger RNA from Cyphellophora attinorum, 1707 nucleotides. Its product is annotated as NADH-ubiquinone oxido 51 kDa subunit, mitochondrial. The coding region runs from base 1 to 1707 and encodes 568 amino acids. Gene Ontology annotation, molecular function: NADH dehydrogenase (ubiquinone) activity; FMN binding; 4 iron, 4 sulfur cluster binding. The record is from RefSeq and is a predicted model, not a curated record. NCBI's taxonomy places the organism in Eukaryota, Fungi, Ascomycota, Eurotiomycetes, Chaetothyriales, Cyphellophoraceae. The transcript has 4 exons.
AUGACGCCGUCGGAUGUCAUGAGGCAGUCGCUGUUCAAGGUUGCGGCUGCUGAAUGUGGCAUUGGUUUCUGGAAGGGACGACACUUUGGCGAUGAGAUCAACGACCUCGAAACCCUCGCCGCAGACCCUUUCGUCUCUGAGCACACUCCUUACGACCUUGCUGUUGCUGCGGGCAGCUCUACAACCCUCUACCACGCACACCUGGCGCCCAUGAUCGUCCGACCAUCCACCCGCGCCGCGGCCAAAGCCGCCGGCAGCGCCUCACGAUCAGUCAACAGCUCCCUCGCCGCCACCCAAUCGAGAACAUACGCCACCGUUCAGGAGGGUGCUCCCCCGAAACGAACGUAUGGAGGUCUGAAGGACCAGGACAGGAUAUUCACAAAUCUCUACGGUCACCAUGGCGCAGAUCUGAAGAGUGCAAAGAAAUAUGGCGACUGGCACCGGACCAAGGACAUACUCGCCAAAGGCCAUGACUGGUUGAUCAACGAGAUCAAGGCAUCAGGCCUGAGAGGACGAGGAGGAGCUGGCUUCCCCAGUGGCCUGAAAUUCUCAUUCAUGAACUUCAAAGGCUGGGAACAAGACAAGAAACCCCGCUACCUCGUCGUCAACGCCGACGAAGGCGAGCCCGGCACCUGCAAAGACCGCGAGAUCAUGCGCAAAGACCCCCACAAGCUCGUCGAAGGAUGCCUCGUUGUCGGCCGUGCCAUGAAUGCCACCGCCGCCUACAUCUACAUUCGCGGCGAGUUCUACCAUGAAGCCACAGUCCUGCAACGCGCCAUCCAGGAAGCCUACAAGGACGGCCUCAUCGGCAAAAACGCCUGUGGCUCCGGCUACGACUUCGACGUCUACCUCCACCGCGGUAUGGGCGCCUACGUCUGCGGAGAGGAGACCUCCCUCAUCGAAUCCCUCGAGGGUAAGGCCGGUAAACCGCGAUUGAAGCCCCCCUUCCCCGCCGCCGUCGGCCUCUUCGGCUGCCCAUCAACCGUCACCAAUGUCGAAACCGUAGCCGUCUGCCCCACCAUCGUCCGCCGCGGCGGGAAAUGGUUCGCCGGUUUCGGCCGCGAGCGCAACCAAGGCACCAAACUCUUCUGCAUCUCCGGCAACGUCAACAACCCCUGCACCGUCGAAGAAGAAAUGUCCAUCCCUCUCCGCGAGCUCAUCGAAAAACACUGUGGUGGCGUCAAAGGCGGGUGGGAUAACCUCCAAGCCAUCAUCCCGGGCGGCAGCUCAACACCCAUCCUCCCCAAACGCAUCUGCGACGACCAACUAAUGGACUUCGACGCCCUCAAGGACUCUCAGUCUGGUCUUGGAACUGCUGCGGUCAUCGUGAUGGAUAAGUCCGCUGACGUAGUGCGGAUGAUUGCGAGGUUGAGCAGUUUCUACAAACAUGAGAGCUGUGGACAGUGCACGCCGUGUCGUGAGGGUAGUACAUGGACGAUGCAGAUUAUGCAAAGAUUCGAGAAGGGACAGGCCAGGGCGAGGGAGAUCGAUAUGUUGCAGGAAUUGACGAAGCAGGUUGAGGGACAUACGAUUUGCGCGUUAGGAGAAGCAUUCGCCUGGCCCAUUCAAGGUCUAAUCCGCCAUUUCCGACCAGAGUUGGAGAAGCGCGUGGCGGAGUACAAGGCGACGCAUGGACACGAGGCGUUAGGUGGUGGGUGGGAGUACGAUGCUGGCAAGAAGGGGCUGUUAGUAGCGCCGGGCCAGUGA